Megalops cyprinoides (Indo-Pacific tarpon) is the source of this 2607-nucleotide messenger RNA. RefSeq names its product DEAH (Asp-Glu-Ala-His) box polypeptide 40 (gene dhx40). Gene Ontology annotation, cellular component: intracellular anatomical structure. Lineage: Eukaryota; Metazoa; Chordata; Actinopteri; Elopiformes; Megalopidae. The coding region runs from base 1 to 2229 and encodes 742 amino acids. The record is from RefSeq and is a predicted model, not a curated record. The transcript has 17 exons. Gene Ontology annotation, molecular function: ATP binding; RNA binding.
AUGUCUAAACGGGAUAGGUCGUGUCCCACGGUGGAUUCAUGGGAUUCCAAAAGCUUGCCGAUAUCCCAUCACAGGGAAAAACUUAUCCAGGCUGUCAAAGCCAAUCCGUUCUUGAUUGUAACGGGAGAAACGGGCAGUGGGAAAACCACCCAGCUUCCGCAGUACAUUCAUAAAGCAGGUUUUUGGAAGGACGGCAUGAUCGGUGUGACUCAGCCGCGGAGAGUUGCUGCUAUUACAGUUGCCCACAGGGUGUCCCAGGAGAUGGCCUGUUCUCUGGGCAGGGAGGUGGGCUAUCAGGUGCGCUUCGACGACUGCUCCUCGCAGGACACCUCCAUUAAGUACAUGACAGAUGGCUGCCUGCUGAGGGAGAUUCUGGCAGACCCCAGUCUUACGAAGUACAGUGUGGUGAUCCUGGAUGAGGCUCAUGAGAGGAGUUUGAACACGGACAUCUUACUGGGCCUGCUAAAGAGGAGGGUGCUCCAACCCCGAGGGGGUUCCUCAGGCCGCUCCGCCCCUCUGAAGGUGGUGGUGAUGUCAGCUACCCUCGAGACAGACAAGCUCUCCGCCUUCCUUGGAGACUGUCCUGUCUUCACCAUUCCUGGGCGUACGUUUCCUGUUGUUGAGAGAUUCUGCGGUCUGAUUGGCCCCAAAGACACAGACAGCACAGUCUAUGUGAAGGAGGCUGUGAAGGUGACACUGGAUCUGCACACCAGUGAGGCAGCGGGGGACAUCCUUGUGUUUCUCACGGGGCAAUCAGAGAUUGAGAAAGCCUGUGACAUGCUGUAUGAGAAGGCCGAGGCCAUAGACUACCGAUACGAUGUGCAGGAUCGCUCCGUGGACGGCCUGCUGAUCCUGCCUCUCUAUGGAUCUAUGCCAACAGAGCAGCAAAGGCAGAUCUUUCAGCCACCUCCAAAGGGCGUGAGGAAGUGCGUUGUUGCAACCAACAUUGCAGCAACAUCCCUGACGAUUGAGGGAAUCAGGUAUAUUGUUGAUAGUGGGUUUGUAAAGCAGCUGAACCACAACUCUCGAGUGGGACUGGAUACUCUGGAAGUGGUGCCCAUUUCAAAGAGCGAGGCACAGCAAAGGGCUGGCAGGGCCGGGAGGACCUCAGCUGGGAAAUGCUUCAGGAUCUACAGCAAAGAAUUCUGGGAGAAGUGCAUGCCAGAGUACACGGUCCCAGAGAUCCAGAGGACCAGUCUCACUGCGGUCAUCCUCACCCUGAAGUGCCUUGGGGUCCACGAUGUCAUCAGGUUCCCUUAUCUUGACCGGCCAGAGGAAAGGUUUAUCCUGGCUGCCUUGAAACAGCUGUACCAGUGUGAUGCCAUAGACAGGAGAGGUCAUGUGACCAAGCUGGGUCAGCUGAUGGUGGAGUUCCCCCUGCCCCCCGGGCUGACUCGGGCCCUGCUGAAGGCUGCUUCUGUGGGCUGUGAGGACCUGCUGCUCCCUGUGGCUGCCAUGCUGUCUGUGGAGAACUUCUUCAUUCGACCAGGAAAACAGGAGAAGCAGCAGGACGCUGAAAGGAAGCACAGGCAGCUUAUUGCGGAGGCGGGCAGCUGCAACGACUUCACUGUGCUGCUGAGCAUCUUUGAGAAGUGCAGAGCCAGUGACACUCCGUCUGCGUGGUGCAGAGAUCACUGGAUCCACUGGAGGGCGCUAAAGUCAGCCUUCAGUGUGGAAACACAGCUGCGAGAGAUUCUUCUCCGGCUUAAACAGCAGAGAGAUUUUCCUGUGGAGACGUGCGAUGGCAGUCGAAGUGAGCUGUUUCGGAGAUGUCUUUGUGCAGGGUACUUUGCCAACGUGGCCAGGAGGUCAGUUGGAAGAACCUUCUGUACAAUGGAUGGACAUGGAUCUGUGGUUCACAUACACCCAUCAUCAGCACUCUUUGACCAGGAGGCCCAGCUGGACUGGAUCAUCUUCCAUGAUGUGCUGGUCACCUCACACGUGUACGUGCGGACGGUGUGUCCCAUCCGCUAUGAGUGGGUGAAGGACCUGCUGCCCAAGCUGCAUGAGGUGGAUGUGCAUGAGCUGAGCAGCGUGGCCAGGGAAGAGGUGACCGAUGAGGAGGUGGCCAAGUGGGAGGCAAAAGACGCAGCCAAAAGACAAGCAGAGGGCUCGGUGGAGGAUGCACUGAAGAAACUGGGGAAGAGGAAUAAUGAAAGCUCGGUGUCAGAGGCACGUGCUCGGUACUUGCAGCGAAAACAGGAGAGGCAGCAAGGAAAAGUGCCUUGAGGGAGAGAGCUCUGGGGUUACAACUCUCCAGGAAAACCAAAUGGGGCCCUGGAAUGUCAUGACCUACAUUCCUGUCCCAGCCGACACAGCGGUGCACCAAAAGGAGGAAAUUGCAUGCCUCGCUGGGGAAUGCAGAAGCACUUCCUCUCGGGAAGGAAAUCUCCUCUCACAAUCAACUGCACAGGACGUGCCCCAGUGGGCCUAUAUGUUUCAGGGCAGAUUUGCUGUCACGUGACGGCAGAAUGUUGAACAGUAGAUUCACUGAGUGCAGGAGGUUCCAUUGCAUUCAGAACAUGCAUUGCUGACUUGUGAGUUUGUGGAUGUAUUGCAACCGAACCAUAACUAUAUUUGUCAUUUCCCUUGCUGAUGAUGGAUGCC